Messenger RNA from Stegastes partitus (bicolor damselfish), 2581 nucleotides. Its product is annotated as roundabout homolog 1-like. The transcript is spliced from 6 exons. NCBI's taxonomy places the organism in Eukaryota, Metazoa, Chordata, Actinopteri, Pomacentridae. The record is from RefSeq and is a predicted model, not a curated record. The coding region runs from base 270 to 1193 and encodes 307 amino acids.
GCUGGCACCCCUCAUUCCUUUAGCUGUCAGCUGUCCUUUUUCUUUUCAGUUUUGGUCCAGAGGAGACAAUAGGUGGAUGCCCGACUCCACCAAUUAGAGGAGCUGCCUCCACCCUUCCUGAAGCGUCCUAUAAUCACCCCCCUACCACAUCAUCGCAGGGAGACCUCAGAAAUGGCCUGCCCGACGGAGCCGAACACCUCAGCCAACACAACACCUGCCACUCGCGCCCUCUUUCCCCGACACACACCUACAGCUCAAUACCCGUCCACAUGGGCACCGAUGGUCAGGAAGAGGAUGAGGAGGAGGAGGUGGAAGAGGAGGAGGAGGAGGAAGAGGAAACAGAUGCAGAGCUUGCUGAAAGUAACUACAGCCAACACCACAACCAUCAGAAGCACAAGCACCAGCUGCACCACCCCUCUCCACACAAGCUGCUCCUCUACGGGCUGGAGCAGACCCCAGCCUCCAGCACCGGAGAUCUGGACAGAUCGGUCACGGGGUCCAUGGUUAACAGCUGGGGCUCAGCGUCUGAGGACAACAUCUCAUCAGGCAGGUCCAGUGUUGUCAGCACCUCGGAAGGAUCCUUCUUUACAGACGGCGAUUUCAACCAGGCGGUGGCCUCGUCGCGUGAUAUGGUAGGCCUGCGCAUGUGCAGAUACCCGGAGGAGUCAGGCCGGCGGCACCAGCGACCCAGCAGCCCCAUGUCGACAGAUAGCAACAUGAGUCCUGCAAUAACACAUAAAAGGCCCAGGAGGCAUAAACAAAACCAGUCCGGCCAGCAGGGCUACCAACCCAAAGACGUCUUCAAUGAUGACUCUUGCAUGCCGCUGAACUUCACCAGCCAGAUGUCCCACGGUGACUAUAAAGUGAGGGGGGCCACGCUGCCCCGCAUGGGCUCCGGGGAGGCUCGGGGUCGACGAGGCAGCACCGGGACUCACAGGGUCAAAGAGGGCGCGUUUGAGCAGAGAGAGAGCCAGGAGAAGCACAGGACUCCACUAGCAGGAAAAGGAAACAGCAAAAGCCGACAGCAUUCAGAAUUUGGGGACAUUCUUCUGUACAGUCGUCCCUCUUUCCCAUCAGGUCACGCACAGAGGGAGCCAGAUGAUUCUAGCUUUUUGUCAUGUGGAGACUCGAGGACCAAGCAUGGAGAACAGAUGGCACCUACAGGACAGGUGGAAGAGUUCCUGAAAAGCUAAGAAGCAACGUGAGCACAUCGGGAAUGUCCUACAGGUGCUUCGGACAAAGGACUAUGACCUUUACGACACGGAAAAAAAAGACUCUUAAAAUACUGCACAAUACGCGCUAUUGUUUUCUACUUCAAAUUUCUCAUUAGGUGUUGGAAAAAAAGAAAAAGAAAAAAGAAAAAGUGCUCUCAUGUGUAAGUCUGUGGACUUCAAUUUGAUGCACUGUUUAUUGUUUGCUUUUUUUUUGUUGUUUUUUUGGGUGACCAGCUUCCAGGACCUGGAGCCGCUGGUUGCUCAGUAAAGUAAGAUGAAUGCACAUUUGAUGGCGGUUGUGAGUGUCUACAAAAAAAAAAAAUAUUGUCCAUGGUGACUGCUUGAUGCGGUCCGUAUGAUCUUUGUUUGUCAGUUGUCCUGUUUCUUUUUCUUUUAUUUUAAAACUGUAAUUGAUAUACAGUCAUUACCAGCCAUCUUGUAAAUUGUUUACUGCCACAGAAGUGCUUCAAAUUCAAAUUUUAUAUAACAGUGUUAAUGUUUUAUAAGUGAUGUACAUCUUGUCUUUGUAUUAUUUGUCCUACUUUGGUUAUAAAAGCACAAUCACUUAAUUUUAUUCUAAGUCAUUGCUCUAUGAAUUUCAGUCUGGAGGAAAUUAGUUUUUGGAGUCUUGUUAAUCAUUUCAUCGGUUGACUUCAGGCAGAAAGAAGAAGAAGAAGAAAAAAAAAAAGAUUGUCGAUUGUGAUUGUGCAUUCAGUUGCGUACAUUUGAGCUGCUUUCAUUCAGAUUUGAACUAUCUGUUGUGUGUACUGAGAGAAUUGCAUGCAGAUUCACCUGUAGGAGGUUUUUUACUUCAACACUUGCUUUGUCCUCCCUCUGGGAUGAUGAAAAGUGUGGUCAUGGACUGGUUCCAAUUAUUGUUUCUCUCCGCUGAGUUCAUUUCAUCUUCUCCUGUGUUCCCUUGACCUUGGCCAUAACUUACGGAGUAGGGCUGGACAAUGCACCGAAUUUAUCAAAUUAGUGAUGAUGAAUCUGUUACCGAUGUGAAUUCACUUACACUGCAAUUUGCAAUAAAUAAACCCAUUUAAUUAAAGGGAGAAUGACUAAAAAAAACACAAUGAUGUCUUAGCUGAAGUUCAGCCAACUAAUCUGCUUACAAUUAAGAAUUAGAUACCCAAAUAUCCAACAUUUUGAACUGCUCAUCCUGGAGUUAAGCAGUUAGUUUAUCAAGUAAAGUAGUAUUAUCAACGGAUGAUAAUAGUUUGUUCAUCAUUAUCCGGUUAAAUGCACAUUGUUUCAUAGAUUUGGGUCAUACUGUCCAGCUUUAUUCUGUAAGAAUGAAACAAAUAUGUCACUUUAACUUCUCUCUUUGAAUAAAUAUUGCUGUUCCUUAAGCAACAAAAACAAAC